Molecule: messenger RNA, 441 nt
Organism: Parathielavia appendiculata
Lineage: Eukaryota; Fungi; Ascomycota; Sordariomycetes; Sordariales; Chaetomiaceae
Exons: 2
Coding region: 1-441 (146 amino acids)
Biological process (GO): proteasome assembly
Source: RefSeq, a predicted model, not a curated record
AUGGAAGCGCCAAUUCAACUAUCAUUCCCCCUCCCGCGGUCACUGGACACUCGCGUCUACCUCCAUCUGACAAUCAAGUCCAAGGCCAUUCUUCUCUUUCUGACGACCGGAUCCAUGGAGGAAGCAACCUCCCCAACUCCAUUGGGGUCGUUUGUUUAUGCCCUGCCUGAUAAAUACAACCCAAGCCAGCCUUUGGCAACACCACUUUGCACGGUGGAGCCGACACUUGAGUUCACAACGCGGCUGGCCAAGGUGUUGGCGAGGAAGACGCUGCGCCCGACAUACGUCGCCAACUCGAUAAGCUUGGCCAGCACUGGUUUGGGCGGCACCGUGGAGGAGGAAAUGGACGCGUUCAAAAAGGUCGUCGAGGUCACUCUAGCGCAACUGCAGCCCGCCAUUACGUCCACGCAGCCGCCCUCUGAUGGAAUCCGUCCGGAAUAA